Messenger RNA from Dermacentor silvarum, 5111 nucleotides. RefSeq lists its product as uncharacterized. Gene Ontology annotation, cellular component: membrane. Gene Ontology annotation, molecular function: nucleic acid binding; RNA-DNA hybrid ribonuclease activity; sodium:proton antiporter activity. The coding region runs from base 1 to 4617 and encodes 1538 amino acids. The record is from RefSeq and is a predicted model, not a curated record. Gene Ontology annotation, biological process: proton transmembrane transport. NCBI's taxonomy places the organism in Eukaryota, Metazoa, Arthropoda, Arachnida, Ixodida, Ixodidae. The transcript has 24 exons.
AUGCGGGCCUUGCAAACAAAUCUAACCACGCGCCGCAUCGAGACCGAUCAAGUGGACAAAUUGAUUCGAAUCGCCUGUAAGGCCGCGCUCGGCCUUCCGGCGAGCACAAGCACGGAGCGCCUCCGGGAGCUAGGGCUGACCAACACAUAUGAAGAGCUCGCCGCAGCCACGAUGAUCGCCCAGCGAGAGCGUCUUAACGCGACGCCCCAGGGACGUUGUCUAUUAAGACGCCUGCACUACCCCCUGGCGCCGCAAUUCUGCGGAGACGAGACUCAACUGAUACCACUCGCUCUGCGAACACGGCUACAUGUGUAUCCCAUCCCACGCAACAUGCACCCGACAUACCACGCAAGACGAAGACGAGCCAGGGCGACAGCCCUGCUACAGAGGCAGGGCCACCCGGACACGUAUUUCGCGGACGCAAGUCUCUACCCCCACACAACACGAACCCCCGCCUUCGUGGCGGUCGCGACAAAUCGGGCACGCAUGGUCGCGGCUGCGUCCUUGCGCACCUCGUCCAGCGCAACGGCGGAGGCCGCGGCCAUCGCCCUAGCCGUACGAGCCGCCGAAGCAAACGGUCAAUCGGCACACGUGCUAACGGACUCUCAGGACGCAUGUCGACUAUACAAGCGGGGAGUUUUGCCGGCCAGCGUCGUGCGCAUCCUCGGACCAAGACUAACUCACGACCAUGGGAUCACAUGGUGCCUGGCACACGCCGGAGUGGAUGGCAACGAACGGGUGGACCGCCUGGCUCGAGAUAUGACAGGCCGAGCCGCGGAUCACUCCACCCUAACGGAGCCCCCCACACCCGGCACGCCCCGAGAAAUACUGGAGCUGCAAAGACUCGGCCGACAAACAAAGGCUCCUCCCCAUCCCAAGCUCAACAGGGUGCAGGCAAGGGACUGGCGCCGCCUACAGACGAACACCUUUCCUCACUUGCACAGGCUACACAAGAUAUACCCCGACAGACACAAAGACAAAUGUCCCUGGUGUGAAGACACCCCGGCACUCCAGCACAUCACAUACGAAUGCCCGAGGCGCCCGGCACAUGCCGUCUCGCCGCUAGUCAGGAACUCACUCGUUAACUGGUCGUGGGAGGCGCGACUCACCGAACAGGACUUGGGAAGCCAGCUGGCGACCCUCGACCAGGCCCGGGAUGAACUCUUGGACCAAGUUUCGGAGCCAAUCAUCGAAUAUCACUCGAAAGAUUCCGGAGAAGAUGAGGAACACAACUACAGAACGGACUACCUGAAGUUCACAGUAUUUCUUAUGAUUGCGUGUUUUUUUAAGGCGUUCCAGAAGCAGCUGCGCGUGCCCUACAUGAGCUGGCUGUUCCUGCUGGCAACGCUCGCGCUGUGCCUGAUGUCGCUGACGGGCCCGCUGCGACGAAGCAGCGGCCUGGUGGCUAAAAUCGGCAUCCAGGCCAUCCGCGCUUUCCUGCCGGCCUUCGUGGUGCACACGACGCAGGGCAUCAACAACUACAUCUUCCGUCGGUGCCACGUCGAGAUCAUGGUCUUCUCCAUCGGAACAUUCACUAUGACCGUCGUGAUGGCGUCGGUGUACGCGCUCCACAAGGUGUCCGACGGUUCGUGGAGCGUCAGGGAGUGCGUCUUGUUCGGCCUCUUCAUGUGCUCGGUCGAGCGAGCGCCCUUGAGCAGCGUCAUCUUUGUCGAAGGUCGCUACCCUGUAAUCGCCACAAUGAUUCAGUCAGAGGCCCUGUUCAAUACAGGCAUGGCAUGGUGCGUCUUCAGCUUUCUUGGAGGAAACGCAAACCAGUACUACGAUGUGCUGCUCUUCCCGAUUCAAAACCAGCUGGUGGCCGUGGUCGUGGGCUGCGCUCUCGGUGCCGCCACGAUGGGCAUGCUGAAAAUGAUCACCUACGGCAACGACUCGGUCGUCGUGGCGGUGAUAAGCGGCACCUACUUCACUUUCUUCCUGCUCGAGUCGGUCAACAGCUCCGGCGUCACCGGCGUCAUUGUCUACACCAUAGUGGUCUCGUCGGAUCGACUCAUCUCCUGUUCAGAGCUUGAGGGCACGCUCGGCUCGUACUGGUCGGUGCUAUUGGACUGGACUGGAACGCUGACCACUUUCAUCUGCGCCUCGUUCACGGCCUACAUGCUUGUCUACUACUUCCGCACCUACGACUGGCAGGACAUAUUACUCAGCUACGUCGCCAAGAUGAGCAUGCGGUGCCUCGCGGUGCUGAUGUUGUACCCGGUCAUCGGCCACUUCGGCUACCGCAUCACGGCCAAGCAGGCGAUCGUGCUGGCUUGCAUGGGGCUCAAGGGCACCUACAUCGUCUCCCUUGCCACUCUCUACCACAUCACGUACCAAGACACCCACACCGAGAACCUAACUAAGUCGUUCAUGUACGUCACCUCGGACAUGGUCCUCACGCAGUUCAUAAACGCCUCCAUCGUUCCCUUCCUGCUCAAGGUGCUCGGCAUCCUGGACGUGUCCGAGGUGGAGUGGCACACGAUGAAGGACGCCGUAGCGUACCUGCAGGAAGCAGUGGACGUGGUGGCCCACGUGAGCCGCAACAACCCGUACUUCCUGGCCGCCGACAAGACCUGGGUCAUGCGCAACACACGCAUCCGGAACCCGUUCAACGUCGUGCCACGAUAUAAGAAGAGCGAUAAGGCCCACUGGCGCAGCUCCCGCAGAAGAUACCACGCCGAGGUUCUCGCGGUAGAGAACGUCCUCCGCAUCGAAUCGGUGAGCUACUGUCGGCAGCACAGGCAAGGAGUGGUCCAAAAACAGACAUUGAUGGCUCUGCUUGCGGCGCUCCAGUAUCCAUACGACAAGAAAAUAUACCUUGACAUCGACAUCAUCAGCUCACUUGUCGAUAUUCCACAAUGGAUUCUCUGGGUGAAGGACCGGCUGGGCGAACCGCUCCACGAGGAGACCGAGCUGGACGACGAGUCGGUGUCGCUGUCCGAGAACGUGGUCAAGCCGCUCAACGAGCGCCUCAUGGACCUGUUCGAGCACGAGUGCUACGAGGUGAUCAUCACCAACACCACGCUGGCGUUCGUGCUGCUCCUGGUGGGACUUCUGCGCGCCGCCAUCUACAGCAACGCGCGCUACUUCACCAUCGUCAUGCUCGUCGAGUUACUCUACCAGGCGGCGUUCUUCGUCGAGGUCGCCACCAUGCUGUCGGCGUACGGCCAGAAGGUCGUCAACCUGGACAACUACAACAAGCUGGACCUGAUUCUAAUGGCAUCGUGCAUGGUGGUGCUCUUUGUGCACGUGCUCGUGCACGUUGUGGGUGCGGGCGCCGACCACGAGCAGAUGCUCGGCAUCCUCUUCGUCGUCGUCAUCUCCGCCCGCUUCACGCACGCCAUCAAAUACGUCGAGCUGCUUCUGGUCCGAUGUGCGGAGCUGAUCCACAGGACCCUGGAUGCUUUCAUCUACUCGGCGUACGAAGCGGGCCACGCCAUUGUCAUCGGCGAAGAGGAGGUCCAGAGGAACGUCUGGAAGUUCGUCGACUCAGCCGACAUUGCCAUGGAGAUCCGCGGCCGCGCCACGCUCAACCGGCUGCUCGUCCUCCAGAAGCUCGCCGAUAUGCAGUCUCGCUUCCCAGGAAUAAUGGUUUCGUUCCGGAGCCGCCAGGCCAGCGCCACCAUCCUGAACGACCUGAGCAGGCAGAUCAACGAGAUGCAGCGUGACGGCGUUCUCGACUCCGAAGACUACAAGUGGGUGCGCUUGGCUGUCCAGGAUCGGCACAUGUACAUCCUGUCCGAGGCAUGUAGCUUGCCCACCAGCUACAAACCGAUCGCCAUGCUCCGGGUCAUUCCGUGGAUCAACUCGGACAGCAUUCGCCAAUUUCUAGCGAUUAAAAUCAGACCGGUGUCCUUCGCUCCAACCGAAAUCAUCGUGGAGAGGAAGGAAGAGAAUGACAUCAUACUGACCUAUUCCGGCAUAUUGAAGAUCGAGGGGGAGUACGAGGAAGGUGGCGACGGGGCACUACCCAACUCGGCGUCCACGCUGUUCUUCUUCAACGAGGGCUACUUCGUCGACUACGUGCCCGCGCCUGCGUGCAUCGGCGACCUCGGCCUCGUCACCGAGGAGCCCUCGAUCACGCGAGUCGUUGCCGAGACGCAGGUCAACGCCUAUAUGAUCCCGAGAGAGCGAGUGAUUGAAGCUAUAGGGAUCUUCACGAACGCACCGAGUUUUCUUUACGAUAUCUGGGCGUACAUUGCGAGGAACAUCGGCCUCCUGGUUCUUCAAACGCAUCCCAAGUACCAGACAUGGCCGCUCGAGAAGAUCCAGCGCCGCUUGGACUCGUUCCUGAUGCCCAACUUGGAGAUAGCGACCAAGUUCAUACUGACGCCCGACAUCCACGACGCCAUUCUGAUUCAGGGCGUCGCUAUUGACAGCGAGACGCAGGAAUACCUGGUCGGACCCAUGUACGUGCCUCGCAGCACUCGCAGGCUCAGCUUCCCGGGAAUCUUUCACCACCGGGUGAGGCCCGUGGUGAUAGUGAUGGCUGACAAGCGCUAUCGCUUGCCUCCCGAGAUUGACUGGCUGCAGCCCACCGAAGGCGGCGACAAAAACUACGACGAAUACAUGAAGCAGGAGUUUGGACAGGAGCAGAUGUAUAUCCAGGAGGACUACUGACCUGCUCCGGAUGGCUCGCCCAUUAGAAGCCGGUGUCACUGCGGCUUCGUGAAAAAUAACGCUUAAAGAAAAUUUGUUCCGCGGUAAUUCGCGAAAUGAAACGUCGGCGGUUACCCCUGUUACCCCCAGGGGGUGUAUUUUUGUGUUACGAUCUUCCCGAGCCAAAUGAACGCGAGUCAGUGAACUCGGGCUUGAAAUUUAAUUCUGUUUUCAGCGUUAUUUCCGAGGAUCGCUGUAUUUCGCAUACCAAUUUAUUGUAUUCGACGAUCUCUUAAAUAUACCUAUUAGCGAGAGAGCACGAAUGUACGUUUAUAAAACACGCCGUGAGCUAAUACCGCUGAAUGCAGUAAGUCGUCAAAUGCAUUUAGCAAUGUAUAGAAAUUAAGCCGAAGUGUACCUGAAACGUCUGUUUUGCGCGUAUGAAGUGAAGUUUUCUAGAUGAUCCCUGACAGAUUUGGCUGAUCGCCACUGUUAACUACUGCUGUCUUGCUGAA